Erigeron canadensis is the source of this 2108-nucleotide messenger RNA. RefSeq names its product pentatricopeptide repeat-containing protein At3g24000, mitochondrial-like. The record is from RefSeq and is a predicted model, not a curated record. Bases 1 to 1944 code for a protein of 647 amino acids. Gene Ontology annotation, biological process: RNA modification. Gene Ontology annotation, molecular function: protein binding; zinc ion binding; RNA binding. Lineage: Eukaryota; Viridiplantae; Streptophyta; Magnoliopsida; Asterales; Asteraceae. The transcript has a single exon.
AUGAAUACCAAAAAUCCAAUCUUUAUUACGAAUAUUAAAAAUGGAAGAUUCAUUUCAUUACUUAAAUCCUCCAGUAAAACCCCAUUAUCUUCUCACCAGUCUUUAACAAUACAAGAAAUUGAUCCAUCUUCACAUAUUGAUUUAUUAAAAAAAUCCCCAAAUGAUAAUAAUGGAUUAUAUAUAUUAGAUUUAAUUGAUCAAGGUUUAUUACAACUAAAUGCUAAAUUGUACACCCAAUUGCUUAAUAAAUGUACCCUAUUAGGUAAAAUUAAUGAAGGGAAAUUAGUUCAUUAUCAUUUUAACAAGUCAAGAUAUAAGCAUCUUGUUGUGAUACAGAAUUGUGUUUUGAAUAUGUAUGCGAAAUGCGAUUAUUUAGAUGAUGCACGUAAGGUGUUUGAUGAAAUGCCUGUGAAAGAUAUGGUGUCUUGGACUGCUAUGAUUACUGGGUAUUCUCAGAAUGAUAAGGCGGGUGAUGCGGUUAUGUUGUUUUCGGAGAUGCUUAGGGUUGGGUUGAAGCCGAAUGAGUUUACGUUUUCUAGUGUUUUGAAGGCGGCUGGGGCGAGAAGUGAUGAAAGGGAAGGGGAACAGGUUCAUGGGUAUUGUUUGAAGUACGGGUAUGAAUCGAAUGUUUAUGUUGGGAGUACGGUUUUGGAUUUGUAUUGUAGGUUUGGGAAGAUGAAAGAAGCGUAUUUUGUGUUUGAUCGGAUGUUGGAUAAGAAUGAGGUUUCGUGGAAUUCGUUGAUUGGUGCACAUGCUAGGAUGAAUGAGGGAGAUAAAGCGAUCCUGAUUUUUCGAAAGAUGCAAAGAGAGGAGUAUAAGCCGACUCAUUUUACUUAUACGAGCAUUUUUAGUUCUUGUGCGAGCACUGGGUCACUGGAGCAAGGGAAAUGGAUCCAUGCGCACUUGCUCAAAUCGGGUCUUAGGCUUAUUGCUUACGUUGGCAACACCCUUCUUGAUAUGUAUGCAAAAUCAGGUAGCUUUGAUGAUGCUAUACGUGUGUUUGAUAGGCUUGUUAAACCAGAUGUGGUUUCGUGGAACUCUAUGCUUAUUGCAUAUGCACAACACGGGUUAGGACUUAAAACACUAGAACUUUUUGAGAAAAUGAUGAAAACUGGAAUCAUACCAAAUGCGAUAACUUUUUUAUGUGUUCUCACUGCUUGUAGUCAUGGUGGACUCUUGGAGAAAGGUCAACAUUACUUUGAAAUGAUGAGAAAAUAUAAAAUAGAACCCGAAAUUUCUCAUUAUGCCACCAUGGUUGACUUGCUUGGUCGAGCCGGUCAACUUGAUCGUGCUGUAAGUUUCAUUAAAGAAAUGCCGAUUGAACCCACUGCAGCCUUAUGGGGUGCUUUGCUUGGUGCCUGUAGAAUCCAUAAAAAUAUGGAGUUAGGCACUUAUGCUGCUGAACGUGUGUUGGAACUUGAUCCUUAUGACUCAGGAACCCACAUUUUGCUUUAUAAUAUUUACGCAGCUGGUGGUAAAUGGAAUGAGGCAUCAAAAGUUAGAAAGUUUAUGAAAGAAAUUGGGGUUAAAAAGGAACCCGCUUGCAGUUGGGUGGAGAUCGAAAAUUCUGUACACAUGUUUGUGGCUAAUGAUGAAUUUCACCCAUUAAAAGAUGAGAUACAUAAAAUGUGGGAAAAGAUUGGUGAAAAAAUUAUGGAAAUUGGGUAUGUUCCGGACACCAGUCAUGUUGUUUUGUUUGUUGAUGAACAAGAAAGAGAAGCAAAGUUGCAAUAUCACAGUGAAAAACUUGCUUUGGCGUUUGCACUCUUAAAGACGCCACCAGGGUCUACCAUUAGGAUUAAGAAGAACAUCAGAGUGUGUGGUGAUUGUCAUUCUGCUUUCAAGUUUAUUUCACGGGUGGUUGACAGAGAGAUUAUUUUAAGAGACACAAAUCGUUUUCAUCAUUUUCAUCAAGGAUCUUGUUCUUGUGGUGAUUAUUGGUAGGUUUUAGAUUGGACCUGUAAACUUGUUUCAUGAGAUUCCUUUUUUCCUUAAAUUAUUGAUACUAAUUGCUGCGUAAGAUUUAUGUAUAGUCUCAUCAUCUCAGUUUUCUUACACUUAUCGCCGUAUUUGUUAUAUUCUUUUUUAGUGAAUAUAUAAAAGUUAAU